UCUCGUUCUCGUGGUCUCAAAGCACAAUCGGCCUACCGCCUCGGUUAGUUAUUGUGCGUUCUUGCGAAACAAGUUCUCACUACCUAAACUACCUGCUAUCGUGAACCCGUUCCGUGUGUUCCUAAAAUUUCCGCUUGUUUUUUUGAAGUUCAGGCCGCUGUGAUGCAGAUGCAGUUGUAGCAGUAAAAGUAGAAUCGCCAAUGCCGGUCUACCCGUACCCGUUUCGCCAUCUGGAGCAGCAGAGCAAGCAGUUUGAGGACGAGGAGGGUUUCGUGGAGACGGUUUUGUGGUUGCUGUUUGUCAUUUUUGUCGGCUUAAGCACCACGAUGUUUGUGCGCUGGGCGUACCAGGACGGUGCCGUUCGGCGGCAUGAGCGGUUUCUGCUUUUGCAAGAGGAGGUCCUCAAGGUAGCGCGCGAGCGAGGAAUAAGCACGGAUGACCUGUUUGUACCAGGAGUUGACGGCGAGUUUCGACAGCCGCCACACAAUAAUGCAGCAGCAACUCAGGAGGGCCAGCUACCAACUGGAAGAGCAGACGCAGCGGCCACGGCAGUUGGCGGACUCGGUCUAGCAGGAAAUCGAGGGGGUCCUUGGAAUGAGUCAGAUGAAAGAAGAGCUGCCACCAGCACGACUACCAGAUCUUCGAAAACGCAUCAAACCCCGACAGGUAUAAGCGGAGAUGACAUCGAUAUUUCAUGACGCCUUUCUGCCCAGAGAAGGAAUUACUUACUUUGGCGCCGAGUUGGUACCCAGCGAAGAGGCAUCCCGAUGAUGAUGAGUAUGGAAACGUCUGCCCUCUACUUUGUUGGCUGAGACACAUAAUCAUGAAGAACGACAACGACAAGAACAGCGUGAUCGAUGAUCACCUGGGCUUGUUUUACGUCAGAGCCGUAGUGUAAUGGACGCUCCUCAACUUUGUAGUGUUUCUGUUUGUCCUGUCGUGCCAGGAAGGACCACAGCACCGGUUGCGGCUCCUUCCUCACUUCGCCUCAU
Amoebophrya sp. A120 is the source of this 992-nucleotide messenger RNA. NCBI's taxonomy places the organism in Eukaryota, Dinophyceae, Syndiniales, Amoebophryaceae. The record is from the annotation of a GenBank genome assembly.